Molecule: messenger RNA, 231 nt
Organism: Prunus armeniaca (apricot)
Lineage: Eukaryota; Viridiplantae; Streptophyta; Magnoliopsida; Rosales; Rosaceae
Source: the annotation of a GenBank genome assembly
AUGGGUCGGGCUGGAUUCGAGCUUGGCUGGAGAAUGCGGCUGGACUAUGCUGCUAGAAGGUACGACUGGGCUGAGAUGCAGCCGGAUUUGGUAGCUGGAGAAUACUGCCGGCUAAGCCCAGAUGAAGUUGGGCAGCCGAAGAAGUUAGGGCUUGCGAAAUGUGGCUUGGCACUACCGAGGGAGCUGGGGAUUGCGAGAUGCAGAUGGGCACGGCUGAGAUUUGGGGUUUGA